CAGCGCCCAGCUUUUCGCCUGGGGCUGCCUCGCCGCCGUCGCUUCCGCAGCGCCGCCGUUACGGAUAGCACGCUAUCCACCUGUUGCCCAUAGCGACGCCGCCGCAGCGCUGCCCCGCUACUCUUCCAUAGACGAUAUAGACGCAAGCCGCCAUGUCGGGCGCGCGCGCCGUCAUCAAGUCGAGCACGAUGGUGCAGGACGAGCUCGAGGAGGCCAUUAAGGUGUCAACCAUGGCGCUCCACAGCACGAACUCCGAGCAGGAGGCCGCGGCGCAGAUCAAGCAGACGUUCGAACAACGCACGAAUCGGACGUGGCACUGCCUGGUGGGGCGGAACUUCGCGUGUUAUGUGACCUACGAAUCGAAGAGUUUUGCGUAUUUCUACAUCGGGCAGCAGGGCGUCUGCCUCUUCUGCACGGACUAGGUUGUGUGAUGGCGGCGUCUCGACGGCACAGCGCCUCUUCGCGGAGGCGCGGCAUGGCGGCGUGUUUUCCCGCGCCGCGUGGACGCCGGCGGAGCUCGUAACUAGCAGUGAAUUUUCGGAACCCCCCACGCUGUCGAUGCGUAGUAGAGAUGCGCAGAUAAUAGAUCCG
Pelagomonas calceolata is the source of this 591-nucleotide messenger RNA. NCBI's taxonomy places the organism in Eukaryota, Pelagophyceae, Pelagomonadales, Pelagomonadaceae. The record is from the annotation of a GenBank genome assembly.